CAAUCAAUUAAGGUAUUGGACUAUUCCUAUGGAGGCUCACUGUGCAGUUAUUGCAUAUUAAGGGUCCAGAACAUCCCAUGCAUGAGUCUACAGCACACCGUGAAUGAUGGAAAAGCGCAGUUCCGUGCAUGGAAGUGCACCGGCAUCGUUUACGAGCCACGAGGCGGUUCCUGAGGAGGACCAAUUGAAAAUACCGAGCAAAGGGAGGAGGAAGAGUCCGAAGUAGGAGGGCGGUGUGAGUUGGGACAUGUCCUGCAGCGCUGUCAACGCUCCUUGUGGUUUUUAAACCAUGAGAACGAGACGCGAGUCGUGAGUUUCCGUGAUCCGACAUCCUCGCAUGCACUGCACGCGCAGUCGGGACGCGGCACCCUGACUCCGCACGAGCCGCAUCUCCAUCAGCUUUUCUUCUUCUUCUUCUGCUGCUGCUGCUGCUUCUUCACCUCCGUCCUUACACUGAGACUGGCGGGGGAUAAAAGUGCAGGAGCUGCGGACUUUCCAGCUCUUCUCCCUCGCCGGAAGUGAAGAUGUAUCAGGGCCACUCUCAGGGGAAAGACUCGAGGGUGGUUGCCAUGAUGCUGAAGGAGUUCCCACGUAAGGCCUCCUCAGAUGGAAACCCCCUCCUCACCGUCACAACCAAGCUAGGCAGCGAACACCACGAGAGCCGACCGUUGCUGAGCCCCUCCAUCGACGACUUCCAGAGCGAGAGCAAGAGCGAUGGAGCCACGCGACCGGUCACCUCUAACACAGCAGUCAUCUCGACAGCGCUGGACCUGGUGGACCUGAGCGAGCCGUGUGAGAGGAGGUGGACUUGGGAGCGCCGCAGCCCUCGCGCCUCUUCCAAGAACAGCCUGCGCAGGAAGAAGACGGAUGAGACGGAGCUGAUCCAGGUGGAGACCGAGCAGCUCUCUCCUGGACACCUGAACCCCGAGAGAGCCUCGUUAGACUCAGUGAGCAGCUCACCCCGGGACAGAUGGGACGAGGUGAGCCUUCACCCGGACAGCGCCUGGGACGGAGGGAGGAAGUGGAGGUACGAGAGGAAGAGGUGCACCUCACAUCACUCCUCCAGCGAGCUGCUCUGGUCUGCUGACUUCAAGAGCAACCUCUCAAACAAACACACGCUGGAGAUGAGCAUGAGUAUGGAGUCUGACCCCGGGCCUACAUCGCAGAGGCCCAAGCUGAGACUAGGAAGCUCUCUGUUCGGCAGGCAGCACUCUCUGGAGGAGGAGUUUGUGCGAGCCAAAGCUGCUGUGGAGUCAGACACCGAGUUCUGGGAUAAGAUGCAGGCCGAGCUGGAGGAACUCGCUCGACGAAACUGGCUGGAGGACUCGGAGAGUAAAGGCCAGGUCCCAGCCAAGCCUUCGCCCAGUGAGACGGGGUACUUUUUCCACAUGAACAACCCGUAUAAAGACUGGCCCAAUGCGUUCGAAGAGGGGCUGCAGAAAUCCAGAGAGGGCGACCUGAACAGUGCCGUCCAGCUGCUGGAGGCAGCCAUCUUACAGGACCCUCAGGACUCCGAGGCUUGGCAGGUGCUGGGCACCACGCAGGCGGAGAACGAGAACGAGCAGGCCGCCAUCGUCUGCCUUCAGAGGUGUCUGGAGCUGCACCCGAAUAACCUGAACGCUCUCAUGGCACUAGCGGUGAGUUUGACCAACGCAGGACGACAGCAGGAAGCAUGUGAGGCUCUGCACCGCUGGAUCACACACAACCCCACAUACACACCCCUCCUGCAGGAGCGCAGCGCUCUGGACGGCUCACCACUGCCCCAACGCAGGGGCUCAAACGUCUCCCCCAUCCCCACUCUCGGAUGCUCUCAGCUGGUGGAGGUGUUGGAGCUUUAUCAGGAAGCCGUGCAGCAGAACCCGGGCUGUGUGGACCCUGACCUGCAGACGGGACUCGGCGUGCUCUUUAACCUCAGCUCUGAGUUUGAUAAGGCUGUGGACGCCUUUAAUGCAGCGCUGUCUGUACGGCCCGAGGACUAUCUGCUGUGGAACCGGCUGGGGGCGACUCUGGCUAACGGGGACCGCAGCAAGGAGGCUGUUGAGGCCUACACCCGAGCUCUGGAGCUGCAGCCCGGCUUCAUCCGAUCCAGAUACAACCUCGGCAUCAGCUGCAUCAACCUGGGAGCACACAGGGAAGCGGUGAGUAAUUUCCUGACGGCCCUGAACCAGCAGAGGAAAAGCAGGAGCCACCAGGUGAUGUCCAGCAGCAUCUGGGCGGCUCUGCGCAUCGCUCUGUCACUCAUGGACCUCCCAGAGCUUUUCCACGCCGCCAGCGUGGGCGAUCUCGACCUCCUCAUGCAGGCUUUCAAUAUGGAGAUGUGACCCUGAACCUAAAAAGAGAAAAACCCUCCAAAGUGAUGAGUGCAGCAACAACGUUGGGCUUUUUAGAAAAGAAAGCCAUGCGACACACACCAAGUGCUUUUGGUGUGAUUUAUUUAUUUAUAUUUCCGCUGGUGUGUCUGCUACUGAUUUGCAGGUUGCACAGAGGAGAG
Ictalurus punctatus (channel catfish) is the source of this 2491-nucleotide messenger RNA. It is a transcript of the gene pex5lb, whose product is annotated as peroxisomal biogenesis factor 5-like b. Gene Ontology annotation, molecular function: protein binding. The record is from RefSeq and is a predicted model, not a curated record. Lineage: Eukaryota; Metazoa; Chordata; Actinopteri; Siluriformes; Ictaluridae. Bases 525 to 2321 code for a protein of 598 amino acids. The transcript has 14 exons. Gene Ontology annotation, biological process: protein import into peroxisome matrix, docking. Gene Ontology annotation, cellular component: cytosol; peroxisomal membrane.